AUGUCAACCACUCAUCUGUAUGGUGUCUGUCUGUCUGUCUGUAAUGUCUGUCUGUCUAUCUGUCCACUCAUCAGUCACAAGUUUGGUAAGAAGUUGACCUAUGUAAACUACCUGUCUGAGCUCAGAGAUCACCUGAGCUGGGAUCAGCUCAUCAUCCCACCUGAUGUCCUCAGGCAUGACGAGAGGCUGCAGGCGGCCCAGAAGGGAGGUCCCUCAUCUAAGACUCCUCCCCCUAGACCUCCUCUGCCCACUCAGCAGUUUGGAGUCAGCCUGCAAUAUAUUGCUGAGAAGAACCAGGGAGUUAUGAUCCCUCCUGUGAUGUCCCAGACUGUGUCUUAUCUCAAAGACAAAGGUAAGAAGAUAGGAGCUGUCUGAUAGGACCUUGGAUCAGGUACCAGACCUCUACAGUAUAAUAGUUGUUGAGGUAGGAGCUGUCUGAUAGGACCUUGGAUCAGGUACAGGACCUCUACAGUAAUAGU
Molecule: messenger RNA, 479 nt
Organism: Oncorhynchus gorbuscha (pink salmon)
Lineage: Eukaryota; Metazoa; Chordata; Actinopteri; Salmoniformes; Salmonidae
Product: rho GTPase-activating protein 8-like
Exons: 4
Coding region: 1-375 (124 amino acids)
Biological process (GO): small GTPase-mediated signal transduction; negative regulation of endocytic recycling
Cellular component (GO): cytoplasm
Molecular function (GO): GTPase activator activity
Source: RefSeq, a predicted model, not a curated record